CAAACGCGUUAACAACAUUGUUAUAGUUAUGCCUCGUCGACAACUUUUUUUUCGGGGAUUAAGAAGUAAAUCUUAAUUAGUUUAUUAUUAAUUAUCAUAUUUACUUGAAAAGUAAAAUAAUAAAAUGCAAGAAUUUCUGUAUAAUUCAAUGAUUGAAUAAAAGUAACAAAUAACUCAAAGGAAUUUAAAUAAAUAUGGAUGUGGACAAUGAAAAUUUUUACGAUAAUAUGUCAUCGUUUAUCGCGCCAGCUUCGGAAUACUCGUUGGAAGAUUUAGACGAAAUCCUACGUUCUACUGGUACAAAUUUAGAUGCUUCGCUUGAUCUGACUGCGGUUAGUGAUUUCGAUCUAAGCUCUACGCCAUUUGAGCCGCCAAUUACAGCAGCAACAUCAUGUAGUAGCUUAGAUAUAAGCAACUGUAGCCUACAGCCCCAUAUGCGGGAUGAAUUUCAUUUUAAUUUUAACGCAUUUCCUUCACCAGCCAGCACACAUUUAUCAGAUUCAAUAUCAUCUCAUGAAAUCUCUGCGCGUACAUCAUCUACUUCGUCUAUGGACGGUGAGCAUUUUAAUGCUGAUGAUUUCUUUAAUUUUUUAAACGAUGAUGAUAUAAAAAUGGAUGAUUUAAUACGCAUUAAUACAAGCGAAAGUCAAAGAAGACAUACACCGUCACCUACAGGAAGUUACGCCAGUUCUAGUGGUAGCUCAACCAGUGGCAUACAAAGUGAUGUUUCAAUGACUUCAGCACAUGAAAAUAUUCAACAAAUAAAACAUGAAACUGGCGAAGAGUUUGAGCUUGUAACGAAACCAUUAUUAAAUUUGAAGGAAACUGCUGCUGCUAUUCGUCCCGAACAAAAGGUGGAAAAUAAUUUUGCAGGUUUCCACAAGGAAGACGCUAAGGAAUUUAAAACAGAAAUAAUAAAAGAUAACAAAUUAGCGACUACACCUUCCGCGUUGAUAAAUGUUGCAAUACCCGUAAAAACGAUAAAUACGAUGGUGGUACCUUUACGUAAAUCAUCUGUUCCGGUGGAGUCGGUUAAACCUUGUACCAAUGUAAAAGCUGAUGAAAUUAGGUCUACAUCUGCAGCCAUACCCGCGUCAAAAGUCAUACACACCACAACACCAUCACCUAAAUUGAAUCCUCCAUCUAAUCCAAAACCAAAAACAAUUUAUUUAUCUUCGAAUGAUUUUAAAGUGUUAAUGCAAAAAAUGAAUAGUAAUAAUAGUAAUAAUAAUAAUAUUAAUAACGGGGCCAAUAAAAAAUUCAGCGCCACCAAUGGGCAAAUGCCCAAAGUUGUAUUGAAAACUACUAACGGUAAAAUAAUACCGGCAAAUAAAAUUUUUAACAAUACCACCGGAAAUAUCACAGCGACAACUUCUCCGCCAAUUCAUAAUCAAUUUAAAGCAAACAUUGUUAAGGCCAGCGGCGCACAUGCGAUUAAACAGACCUUGAACGCUCAAGCUCGAGCAAACCUUAUGGCUAACGGCAAUCGUUUCUCUGGCGGCGCUCAACUGAAAGGGGGAAAUGGAAAUUUCGAUGCAUAUAAAGAUCUUAUAGAUGAGAAAUUGUUUAAGAAACAACAACGUAUGUUGAAAAAUCGUGAAUCGGCCUCGUUGUCACGUCGUAAGAAGAAAGAGUAUAUGGAACGUUUAGAAAAUCGUAUUAAAGGUUUGGAAAAGGAGAAUUACACAUUAAAGGGGGAAAACUCUUCAUUGCGUUCUCAAUUAAUUGCUUUUGCUCAGACGUGCCAAUGUAAAAAUGCCAACGUUAGCGAAUUUAUAUUGAAUUCUUUACAAAUCAAUACCGAAGCCAAAGCAACUGUAUUAAGUGCUAUUGACUCAGCUUUUCUGCUAAACAAUAAAGUCAAUAAACAAACGCAACCCGAGCAGCCAUUCAGAGGUUCAACGAAUCAUAUUAAGAUAGCACCGAAACCGCCUAAUGCACCGCCUAAUAUUAAUCGAAAUUUCAAGCAACGUAUGUCAGCGACAACGGUUAAGAAAAAUGUAGCCAUUUUGUUUGCGAUGGCUUUCAUGGUGACGUUGAAUGUUGGCAACUUUCAACAUUACUUAAAUAAGGCGGGUCUCGAAAAUAGUGCUUUAGAAUCAAUUGCGGCAACGGGCGAAGAACAACAAUUAUUGCCAUCUGGCGGACGACGCUUAUUAUGGGUGCCCACUGAGCAGGAGUUUCACGAGCAAAAUAACCGCAGCAAACGUGAAAUUGAAUUCACCAAAAUGGCACCGCCGCCGUUGCAUUUUUUGCGACCCAUCAAUCGGACCACAGGUGACAAACUGAACGGCACAGCGCCUCAAGAUGAUCCGUUGUUAAAAAAAUCUGAGAAAUGUGCGUCGUCAGCUUCAAGCAACACAACGAAUUACAUACAAGAGAAUAUGCGUUUGGCUCGAAAUUUGCAUAAAUGGAUUGGCGGCAAUGACUAUUUGAACUUGAGUUCAGGCCGUAAUUUGGACAAUGUGUCUCAUUUUAAGUUGACUAGGAAUUAUGUCAAUCUCGAUCUACCGUUGCAAGAUCCCGUAGGCAACAAACCACAAAAACGUAAAAUAUUUAUGGAUAAUACGGCAAUACCAAGCAAUAAAAAAGCAAAGUUAGCGAACUUACCAUCCGGUUUCAAUUCUUUAGAGCUGUUUAAGCCACGCAUUAGUGAGGAAUAUUUGCGUUUAUUUAAAGGCAUUAAGCGGCAAGACGAUACCUUUUAUGUAUUGUCCUUCAAUAUGGAUCAUAUUUUAUUACCGGCUUCGGCUUACAAUAAAACAUCACGCCCAAAAAUGUCUUUGAUGUUACCGGCUGGCGAUCCCUCCUUAAACGGUGACGUAGUGCUCAUGCAAAUCGAUUGUGAAGUAAUAAACACAACAGAAUUGGAAAUAAAGUCCCAUAUGAUCCCCGAAAAGUUACGACGUUCUCGCUACGAUAGCGUUAAGGUUAAAGUCAACGAUGACGUAGUUAAUAAUGGAACCAAUGUAGAUGAAAAGUUUGAGAAGAAAUCAAAAAACCCCGAGAAAAAUGAAACUAAAGAAAAGUCUCGUACCACAUAUUUCAUGAUGGGUCCAAAAAAUCAAAACGGUAUGGUUAAGACAGAUAGUAAUGAAGGAUUGACCAUGAAAAGGAGACCACCGCUGCUGAAACUGAACGCUAGUGACAGUAUUUUAGGCAGCGGUAUACUAAAUGUUCGUAAUUCAACUUUAUUUUCUAAAAUGAGAGAAACUGUUGUCAAUGCCGGUGUGGCGACUACCAGUGACCCUAAUUUCAAUAAGAUUUUUUAAGGCAUGGAAAAAAGAGGCAAUUAUUACGUCUGCAUAUUUCAUAUCAAAAUUCCGAAAAACCAAUUUUUUCUCUUUUUGUUUUUCUUUUUUUUUUUUUGUUUUUUCGCGUUAGGUUGGCGAGCAAUUUACUGUAUUGCGAGGGUAUCCCACUGACUGCUUUUAAGCCAGCACAACCUUUUACUGUGAGUCUUAGUCAGAUUUGGACUUGACGUCAUUAUACAUCAAAUAUAUGAUCUGAUUGCACAUUGAGUGUAAAAAAAAAAAAAUUUCUAAUACCUUAAGUACACGAAGUAUUUUUCUGAUUUUAAUCUAAGCCAAACUUGAAUUGCUUCAAAUCGCUACUUAUAUACAGCUGAUCCUUUAUAAACUCAAGAAAAACUGAUCAACUGUUUUAAAAUGUUUACAAAUGCCUUGAGAUAUUUUGUAAGAUGAAUUUUAGUAUGUCGAUGAUAGAAGUGUAUAUCAAGUUUGUGUGGGGAAGGACUUUAAAUAGCUCCACUUUUUGUUAUACCGAUCGAUUCAGAAUCAUUAUCAUUACAAUCUGAAUCGAUCCAAGUUUGUCUCUCCGUCU
Glossina fuscipes is the source of this 3843-nucleotide messenger RNA. RefSeq names its product protein PF14_0175 (gene Atf6). The record is from RefSeq and is a predicted model, not a curated record. Gene Ontology annotation, biological process: endoplasmic reticulum unfolded protein response; regulation of transcription by RNA polymerase II. The coding region runs from base 195 to 3272 and encodes 1025 amino acids. Gene Ontology annotation, cellular component: nucleus. Gene Ontology annotation, molecular function: RNA polymerase II cis-regulatory region sequence-specific DNA binding; DNA-binding transcription factor activity, RNA polymerase II-specific. The transcript is spliced from 3 exons. NCBI's taxonomy places the organism in Eukaryota, Metazoa, Arthropoda, Insecta, Diptera, Glossinidae.